CUAAAGAAAGCCCAGCACUGACAUCCACUCCUCCACAGGAUAGACAUAUUGAACGGUGCUGCAACCGCACCCUGUCAUCAGCCUGUCAAACAACAAAUCAAUUGAAGCACUUCAUCACGGAGAGCGAAUACAAAGAAAAGCGACCAGCAGAAACUAACAGCCAUGAAUCUUGAGCCCCCCAAACCAGAGAUCAAGUCAGCCACCCGUGUCACCGGUGGCCCUGCAACGCCACGCAAAGGACCGCCCAAGUUCAAGCAGAGGCAGACUCGUCAGUUCAAGAGCAAGCCACCAAAGAAGGGUGUGCAAGGUUUCGGAGAUGAUAUCCCUGGCAUGGAAGGUUUAGGAACUGAUAUCACUGUCAUCUGCCCCUGGGAGGCCUUCAAUCAUCUGGAACUUCACGAAUUGGCUCAGUAUGGUAUCAUCUGAGCCCACCACCGUCCUAUCAUCAUCUGUGCAAUUUAGACCCCUUCCUGUCGUGUGCUACAAACCACCUGCCAUCGUCUCCAAGUGGACCAUUCCUACUUUUAUAACAGAAUAAACACAGAAAACAGCAACAUUUAUAAAAAUUGAAAAACAAGGAAAAACACUCAACAAAAAAUAUCAGUCUGACUUUACAUCCUUCUGGUUUCUCUUCUUUCUUGCAGGCAGAGUACAUUUUCCACAUCUGCUUUAUACUAGGACAAAAACAAAUCUGUAUUUUGCUUUAAAUACGCACUGAUGCUCUUAUCUUUUCUCUGCUCUAUUUUUCUUUUUUACACUCUUCCUCCCUCUUUUCUUUUGGAACACCAAACAAGCAAGACAGCCUCAGAGUGAGUAAAAACAAGUGUUAUACCCGUGAAAUGUCCGGCUUCUCAUUUCAUGCGCCUCGGUGCCUCCUCUGUCCACCUUCGCCGAGAUCAUAAAAGAAGAUCAAAGUCCUGUAGAGAUGAGUCACCCUGCCGACCGACACUGAGAGUAAUUUGGCUGAGAUGCUGCACUUACAGUAGAACAAUCCCCAAAUCUGUAACUCCAUUUACUUUACAAUAACACCCAAUUUCAACAACUGCAGAUCCUUAAAGAAGUUUCAGCCUUUCUACCAUCUUAUACUUUUUUAAUUUCUGUGCAUUGUGUGUAACCUUAAUGACAUGCUCAGGAAAAAAAAUGCUUGAUUUGAUGAAUUCAUUAAUUUAUUUUUUUGUUAAUACCAUUUUUGGUCAAGCACACUGUUGUUGUGCUUUGCCAUCCCCUCAUUCAAUGCAUGCAAACCCAACAUCCAGGUUAGGGGAUAGUUAACCAUUACACAUAGAUAAUAGGGCAGAAAUCACACCCUGGAGUAUGAUUAUGAUUGUAACAGUAGCAUUCAUUUAAGGUUAAAUUUCUCAGUUACAGUAAAUUUCUCAGGUGACUGUGUUAGGAAGCAGUAUUGGGCUGUCAUGUCUUGUGUCUUUUUCUCUUUCAUGAUCAUUUUGUGCUAUUUUAUCCUUCAUCAUCAACAUCGUCAUCAUCAUAUCUCCUAAUCAUUAUGUCAUCAUCGUGUCCCUCUUUAGUUUUACUAGUGUUAUUUAUAUCAAAUGUAUUAUUUUCUUUUUCCAUUUGUAUAUUUCAUUGUAUAAUGUUGUCCAUUAUAAUUUUAUGUAAUCUUAAAUAGCUUCAUUUAAAUGUCCUGUAUCUUUCAUAGAUUUAUUUUGGAUUUAAUUUUGAGCCAUUCAUUUUCUUCUUAUUUUCUUUCACUUUGUGAAACAACACAUUGUGUUGAGCUUGUGUUUAUGGUUUUUUUUUUUUUUUUUUUUUUUUGCAUGCUCUUUGACCCUUACAUUUAAGGCACUUGUGUUUGUUUAGUCAUUCAUUCAUUCAUUCAUUCAUCCAUUCAUUCAUUCAUUCAUCCAUCCAUCCAUUAGUUACAUUUUGUUUUUAAUCUUAUUUAGUGAAUUGUAGUAAAAAGCCCAUUUCCCACCACAGUCAAGAAUAUAUCCAAAAUAAACAUAGAUUCAAAGUAAAUUCUACAUUAUAAAAUGUACAGUCAAAGUAAUGUUUUGCACAAGCAUGGAUACAUGUUCCUUUUCGCCCAGAUCCUUUACUUGUACUACAAUGUAUGUCCUAAAAUCUCAAUCUCUGUGUGAAAUUCUGCUAUUGGACUGUAUUCUGCAGUAAAUGGUUUCAGGCUGCUCAUGAAUUCUUAAGGUCUCUACCAUGUUUGAGGGUUGACUCUUGAAAACAUCAGUGACUGGAGUGAAGUUUACUCUCUACAGGAUAAGAUCAAAAUAAAAAGGAAGAAAAAAAAAAAAAAGGAAACUGUGUGUUUCUGUGCUCUUAAAUUUUAAUCAAAAGUGAUUGAAUAUAACCUGAUUGACUAUUUCAGUUGAGGCUGCAGGGAUAAAAUGCAGUUUUUGACAUGUUACAAAAAUGUACCCUUGAAAUGUAAUGAGAUGCAAUGAACUUCUGCUGUUAAAAAGCUUAGAACUGAUUUGAAGAAUCUUCCAAACUGCAUUCUGUCCUUCUUCAGAGUUUCAGAGCA
This is a messenger RNA of Myxocyprinus asiaticus (Chinese sucker), 2494 nucleotides long. RefSeq names its product retinal rod rhodopsin-sensitive cGMP 3',5'-cyclic phosphodiesterase subunit gamma. The transcript is spliced from 4 exons. Gene Ontology annotation, biological process: positive regulation of G protein-coupled receptor signaling pathway; positive regulation of epidermal growth factor receptor signaling pathway; visual perception. NCBI's taxonomy places the organism in Eukaryota, Metazoa, Chordata, Actinopteri, Cypriniformes, Catostomidae. The record is from RefSeq and is a predicted model, not a curated record. Gene Ontology annotation, molecular function: 3',5'-cyclic-nucleotide phosphodiesterase activity; cGMP binding. Gene Ontology annotation, cellular component: photoreceptor outer segment membrane. Bases 163 to 426 code for a protein of 87 amino acids.